AUGGCCCCCUCUCCUUUCCAUCCUAAAGCUUCUCGUCAUGCACGUUCCAUCAGUUUGCCAUCCAGAUCUCAUCCUCUUAACUUUCAAGUUCAGGAACAGUUGCACAGGGUAAGGGCUUCAGAAGCCACCUCAUCAUCAAUAUCUUGCAACUUGGGUGGUGGACUGAAAGAUUUAUAUGACAGCGUCACUGAUUUGCUUCAUUUGCCACUAACCCAACAAACAUUAGCCCAAGAACGAGGAGAGAAAUGGGUUGAUGAGGUGUUGGAUGGAUCUCUCAGGUCACUGGAUGUGUGUGGUACAGCACAGGAUGUUCUUUCACAGAUGAAAGAAUGUGUGACAGAGCUCCAAUCUUCCCUCCGUAGAAUAAGAGGGGAAUCUGGUCUAGCAAACGCAGUUGAAGCAUAUAACAUGUGCAGAAAGAAGGUGACUAAGAUGAUCAGCAAGUGCUUCGGAGAUCUAAAGAAAGUAAAGAAGCAGCGUGCAUUUUCCUCUCUCUUAGACAAAAACCACGACAUUGUGGCCAUGGUUAAUGUGCUAAGAGAAGUGGAAGCAAUUACUUUCUCCAUGUUCGAGUCUCUGCUAUUGUUCGUAUCUGGGCAAAAGGCAAUGCAGAGGCCUAGUGGUUGGUCUUUGGUUUUCAAAUUGAUAAACAAGAAAAGUGUGGCAGUUGAGGAAGAAAUGGAGGGAUGUGAAUUUGAGAAGGUGGAUGCCAUAUUGAGCGCCUUCCUUGGCCACAAGACACAUAAAGGCCUUGAAUUGAGGUAUGUAGAAGCACAGAAGAGAUUGGAGACAUUGGAGUUGAGCAUCAGGGAUCUUGAGGAUGGAUUGGAAUGCGUCUUCCGGAGCUUGAUCAAAACCAGGGUCACCUUCCUCAACAUCCUCAACCACUAG
Molecule: messenger RNA, 891 nt
Organism: Macadamia integrifolia
Lineage: Eukaryota; Viridiplantae; Streptophyta; Magnoliopsida; Proteales; Proteaceae
Exons: 1
Coding region: 1-891 (296 amino acids)
Biological process (GO): root development; shoot system development
Source: RefSeq, a predicted model, not a curated record